UAAGGCAGUUUUCCAAGGGGAGGGGGAAGGAAGGUGGCCGAGCGCUUUAAUGCUUGCAAAUUCUCCCGAGAGACCUGGCAGGCCCCCUUGUCCCAUGCGCCUGCCUACCAGAAUGGUCUUGGGUGGCAGAGGCGACGACGGCAGGACCUCUGGGUUGGACAAGAGCGAGCUUGGCGCAGAAGAAGUGCAUCCCUGCCUUGUCCUCCUCGAUGCGGUGAAGCCCUCCAGGCCGUAGGAAGACCACGACUGAUGCCGCAGGAGGUGCGGGGAUGCGGCAGCCUCGGCCGAGCAGGGCUCCUGUCCGCCUUCCCCACACCGCCUCUCCCCACCGCCAUGAAGGACUACGCCGAGAUCAUCCUCUACCCUGAGGCCCAGGAUCAGAGCAAGGAAAAUGCCAGCGACCUGAUGCCACCCGCUUUGCCACAGUAUUUGCUGACGGAGUUCUCCAACCCGGCCUUUGAAGAAGACGGCGAAGCGCCAGCCCAGAGCCAAGCAGAGGGCGAAAACAGCGUGAAAGUCACCGCCAAUGGCUUCGCCCAACAAGUUCGGGAUGUGGCGAAUAGGAAAUUCAAACCCGACUGCAAGUUCUCCUGGCUCUGCGUUGCCAUCCUCACGCUGGUGCUCCUGCUUCUCCUGGCAUUGCUGGUCGGCAUCAUCAUCAUCUCCCAGUUGAAGUCCUCUCAAUCCGUCAAACCUUCUCCAGGGGCCUCUUAUGCCCACACCGUCCCUAGCACUACCUCAGCUCCCAUCUUAAGGACCACGUCGAUCCCAACGUCCACAACCACAGCCACAACCUCACCAUCCCGGGAAGAAUUGUAUGCAAGCACAAUGCCGGCACCCCUUUGCGGUGGGAACCUUCACGGCCCCGAAGGCUCCUUCAGCUCCCCCAACUACCCCUCUCCGUAUCCCCCCAACGUCCUCUGCAAGUGGAACAUCCAGGUGAGCGAAGGCAUGGUGGUCCAGCUCAAGGUGGACGUCCUGGACGUGGAAAGCUCUGCCUCGUGCCUCUACGACCGGCUGGAGGUCUACAAGGAACAUGAAGGCACCUCAUUAUGGGACGGAAGUAGCUGGUUCUGUGGCACCGUGGCACCGGCAACCAUCAACACCAACUCCAGCCGGCUGCAUGUCGUCUUUGUCUCGGACGAAAGCAUCGCUCCUUCGGGAUUCACCGCUCACUAUCAUGCCGUUCUGCCCAGCGAAAAGAACUGUUCCUGGGAUGAGUUUUCCUGUGACCAAGGACUGUGCCUCCUCCCAACCUCCGUUUGUGAUGGUUACAACAACUGCCACGACAGGACGGACGAAGGCAACUGCACCACGAAGCACAAAGAUUGUGGGGGGACCCUGACCAGCAUGGAGGGGCGAUUCUUCUCCCCAAAUUACCCCCAGCCUUAUCCACAUCUCCAGCUCUGCCUCUGGCACAUUUCGGUGCCCCUCGGCCACGUGAUCGACCUCCAUUUCCACAACUUCAGCCUUGAGUCGCAGGAGGAGUGCAAUUAUGACUUUGUGGAGGUCUACGACAGCGCAGGGAUGGGAGCAACCAGCAUCAUGGGAAGGUUCUGCAACUCCAACAUGCCACCCGUUCUGACCUCAUCCCAACACGUCAUGACCAUCCUUUUUGUGGCAGACGAAGGAAUCGCAGACAGCGGGUUCUUUGCCACUUACCGGGCCUACAAUGCGACAGAAAAAACAUGUGGACCCUUUGAGUUCGCCUGCAGAAAUGGCGAGUGUCAGGCGGAGAGGUUGGUUUGCGACGGAUGGCACGACUGUCCAGACGGAAGCGACGAACUCAACUGCACCACCAUCUCCUACCCGUCUUUUGAGCCCUCUUGUGAGCCGAUUGAGGUGGAGAUGUGUUUGGGCCUCAGCUACAACACCACCUCCUUCCCCAACAUCUGGCUGGCCAUCCCAGAUCAGCAAGGAGCCGAAGAGAUACUCCAAGACUAUAUGAUGCUAAAGGACCUGGCCUGCUACCCGCACCUCCGCUUGUUCAUCUGCAGCCUCUUCGUCCCAAAAUGCACACCUGACGGAGGCAUCCUCCAGCCCUGCCGCUCCAUCUGUUUGGGCACCGAACAGCGGUGCCAGCAGUCCCUCAGCUUCCUGGGGGUCCCCUGGCCCCUCAACUGCAACGUCCUGCCCGAUUCCAGCGACCCCUCCGAGUGUUUCAUGCCCUGAGAAACGGGCCCCGUGUGACCAAAGGAGGGAGCAAAGCCUUGGAGUCAAGGGGGUUGAAUCGGAUGGCCCUUGUGGCCUCUUCCAGAUCUAUGAUUCUUACCUUGUCCUAAGUCAAAAUGCCGAUUGAGAAGGCCUACUGGCACGGCAUCCCAUAAGUUGCUAGGACAAGGGUGGGGAACGUCACAAUCUUGGGCCAAAUCCAAACAUCGUACCAUCUCAGGAUGUUUCUCUGAAGUUCUCCAGAUGGUUUUUCCCUCUUCUCCGUAGUACUACUAUGAAUGCUGUAGAAACGGAUCUCAUUACUUUAAGCCAGAUCUGACCAUUCUGAAGCCUCAAUCUGUCUCUCUGAAGUUCUCCAGAUGGUUUCUCCUUCUUCUCCAUGAUAUGACCAUGAAUGUCGUAGAAAUGGAUCUCAUUACUUUAAGCCAGAUCGGACCAUCCUGAAGCCUCAAUCUCUCCCUGAAAUUCUCCAGAUGGUUUCUCCUUCUUCUCCAUGAUACGACCAUGAAUGCCAUAGAAACAAAUCUCAUUACUUUCAGCCAGAUCGGACCAUCCUGAAGCCUCAAUCUCUCCCUGAAAUUCUCCAGAUGGUUUCUCCUUCUUCUCCAUGAUACGACCAUGAAUGCCAUAGAAACAAAUCUCAUUACUUUCAGCCAGAUCGGACCAUCCUGAAGCCUCCAUCUGUCUCUCUGAAGUUCUCCAGAUGGUUUUCCCUCUUCUCUGUGAUACCACCAUGAAUCUGACCAUCCCGAAGCCUCCAUCUGUCUCUCCGAAGUUCUUCAGAUGGUUUUUCCUCUUCUCCAUGAUGCCACCAUGAAUCUGACCAUCCCGAAGCCUCCAUCUGUCUCUCUGAAGUUCUCCAGAGGGUUUUUCCCUUUUCUCCAUGAUACCACCAUGAAUCUGACCAUCUUGAAGCCUCCAUCUGUCUCUCUGAAGUUCUCCAGAUGGUUUUUCCCUCUUCUCCAUGAUACCACCAUGAAUCUGACCAUCCUGAAAUCUCCAUCUGUCUCUCUGAAGUUCUCUCUGAUAGUUUUUCUCUCUUCUCCAUGAUACCACCUGAAUCUGACCAUCCUGAAGCCUCCAUCUGUCUUUCUGAAGCUCUCCAGAUGGUUUCUCCCUCUUCUCCAUGAUACCACCAUGAAUGCCAUAGAAACAAAUCUCAUUAUUUAAGCCAGAUCGGACCAUCCUGAAGCCUCCAUCUGUCCCUCUGAAGUUCUCCAGAUGGUUUUUCCCUCUUCUCCAUGAUGCCACCAUGAAUCUGACCAUCCCGAGGCCUCCACCUGUCUCUCUGAAGUUCUCCAGAUGGUUUUUCCCCCUUCUCCAUGAUGCCACCAUGAAUCUGACCAUCCCGAGGCCUCCACCUGUCUCUCUGAAGUUCUCCAGAUGGUUUUUCCCUCUUCUCCAUGAUGCCACCAUGAAUCUGACCAUCCCGAGGCCUCCAUCUGUCUCUCUGAAGUUCUCCAGAUGGUUUUUCCCUCUUCUCUAUGAUGCCACCAUGAAUCUGACCAUCCCGAGGCCUCCAUCUGUCUCUCUGAAGUUCUCCAGAUGGUUUUUCCCUCUUCUCUAUGAUGCCACCAUGAAUCUGACCAUCCCGAGGCCUCCACCUGUCUCUCUGAAGUUCUCCAGAUGGUUUUUCCCUCUUCUCCAUGAUGCCACCAUGAAUCUGACCAUCCCGAGGCCUCCAUCUGUCUCUCUGAAGUUCUCCAGAUGGUUUUUCCCUCUUCUCCAUAACACUGUAAUGAAUGCCAUAGAGUCUUGAAAGGAACCUCACUACCUUAAGCCAAAUCCAGCCAUCCUGCAGUCUCAUUCCCACCACCUUCUUCACAAUACUAACAUGAAUGACAACGAACCUCAUAGCAUCUACACCGGGCAUGGGCAAACUUCAGCUCUCCAGGUGUUUUGGACUGCAACUCCCACAAUUCCUAACAGCCGGUACAGUCCAAAACACCUGGAGGGCCGAAGUUUGCCCAUGCCUGGUCUACACAGUGGAACUGAUGCAAUUUGGCACCCCUUGAACUGCUAUAAUUCAAUAUACCAUAACAGAAUCCUGGGCAUUGUCGUUUUACAAGCCUUCUCUAUCAUAGAGCGCCAAACACAACUCCCAGGAGUCCAUUGCAUUGAGCCACAGCUGUUAAAAGUGACAUCAAUCUGCAUUAAUUCCACAGUGUAGAUGCACCCUAAGUCGACUCUCAUUCACGUUAGCGAUUUGAAUUUAGACCUAUGCACUUUAAUGUCGCCUUCCGCCAUAAUUCAAACCGAUCCAUGUUGACGUCUCUCUAAUUGAUUUUAAGCCGUGACCACCCCGAAUGAACCAAUGAGUAGAUUGUUAAUGGGUUUUGAAUGUAAAUACUUACAGUUGUUUCUUAGCGGUCGCCUUCCUCCGGCCUCUCGUGGGAGCACGCGUCACCCGAAAACGAAACAUGUACGUUUCCAUCAAAAUGAUGUUGUCCAUGUGCAAAAUGUAUGCAGAUUUAAUCAAUUAAAAGUGAUGCAGUUAAUGA
Messenger RNA from Anolis carolinensis (green anole), 4673 nucleotides. RefSeq names its product membrane frizzled-related protein (gene mfrp). The record is from RefSeq and is a predicted model, not a curated record. The transcript is spliced from 13 exons. Lineage: Eukaryota; Metazoa; Chordata; Lepidosauria; Squamata; Anolidae. Gene Ontology annotation, molecular function: protein binding; serine-type endopeptidase activity. The coding region runs from base 250 to 2172 and encodes 640 amino acids.